CCACCUCUCUCCCCCCUCUGCGCCGCGCCGCCGCGCCUCUCUCACAAUGGGCCGCAAAGCCGAGGUGCAGCGCAUGCAGCUCGAGAAGCUCAUGGGCCCCGAGGCGAUGGGCACGGCGACGACGACGCUGCACUUCACCGACGACAAGGUGUGCCGCAACUUCCUCUGCGGCACGUGCCCGCACGAUCUGUUCAGCAACACGAAAGUCGACCUCGGCACAUGUCCCAAGUCGCAUACUGCACGCCUCAAGGACGAGUACGACGCCGCCGUCGCCAAGGGCGAGGCCUUUCCCGCCUUCGAGGUCGAGCACGAGGACUCGAUCCGCACCUUCAUGGCCGACAUCGACCGCAAGAUCGCCGCCAACAAGCGCCGCAUCGACAUCUCGCCCGAGGAGACGGCCAAGUUCACGACGCUGCUGCGCGACAUCCAGGACGUCGACGCGGCCGUCGCGGCGGCGGAGAAGGAGGUGGAGCGCCUCGGCGAGGCGGGCCAGAUCGACGAGUCGCUCGCCGAGCUGCAAAAGGUCGAGGCGCUCAAGCAGGAGAAGGCCGACCGCGAGCGCGAGCUGCAGGUGCUCAGCGACUCGGCCGGCGCGUCGGGCCACCAGAAGCUGCGCGUGUGCGACGUGUGCGGCGCCUACCUCUCCAUCCUCGACUCCGACCGGCGUCUCGCGGACCACUUCGGCGGCCGCAUGCACCUGGGCUACCUCAAGCUGCGCGAGGUCAUCACGGCCUUCGACGAGCGCCGCGCGGCGGGCAAGGACCCGCGCCUGGCGCUGGCGGCACAGCGCUCCAACGGCGCGCCGCCGCCGAUGAACGGGCACGGCGGCCCGCCGGGCGGCGGUGGCUACGGCGCCCCGCCGCCGCCACAGGCCGGCGGCUAUGGCUACCGGCCACCGCCGCAGCACCACGCCGACUAUGCGCCGCCCGCCGACUCGGGCUACGCGCGGAGGGGCCCGCCGGCCGGACCAGGCAUGGAUCGGGAUCGGAGACGGGAACGGUCGCCGCCGCCGCGUUCAUCGGGCUACCGCGACGACAGAGACCGCGACCGCGGCGGCUAUCGGCGGUAGCGCGAGGUGAGGCGCGUAGAGAUACGGGCCUGGGUCAGCGUCUGGAGGGCGGCGCAAAUGCGACGUGUCUGCAACGGCAAGCGACGGCGCGUCGUCGAGAGAAGUGGAGAGCGUGACAUUGAUGGGGAUGCGGGCCGGGAUGAUGUGGGUGUCCAUUGCGCGGCCCGCUCGGGCAGCCGGUCAGGCGCACGGCUGGUUGUUUUGGCGACGCUGCGUCUCGAGAGAGCGAGAGUCAUCGGCGAGGGCGCAGGUGCGCACAGCGCGACACUCGGGGCGCCUGGUCCGUCAUCAAUGCGAGCACAUGGCGCCGCUCGCAGCCAAAAGCGCUGCGCCGGGCAGCUCGUGCCCGCGGUGAGGGCGCUUGUGUGCCGCGAGGUUGCC
Tilletiopsis washingtonensis is the source of this 1450-nucleotide messenger RNA. Its product is annotated as LUC7-domain-containing protein. Bases 47 to 1069 code for a protein of 340 amino acids. The transcript has 5 exons. Lineage: Eukaryota; Fungi; Basidiomycota; Exobasidiomycetes; Entylomatales. Gene Ontology annotation, biological process: mRNA splice site recognition. Gene Ontology annotation, molecular function: mRNA binding. The record is from RefSeq and is a predicted model, not a curated record. Gene Ontology annotation, cellular component: U2-type prespliceosome; U1 snRNP.